CGCUACAUUGGCGAUGCGUUGGCGCUCAGUGCAAAACGAAGCACUGAAGGUGUCAGUUGGGCUCCCGACGGUUUAACUUUUAGCUCCCACAGCGAACGCAGUUCUCAGCGAUUUUGACGCAAAUUAUAAACGUCAGCAACUUUUGAUCCAAGAGCGUGGCAUUGAUAGCGAGCAACAGGAUGCUGGCACUGCCUCUGCUGACUCUGGCGGUCCUCGCCAGCUGCGGCUACACCGUGGACGCCUACUCCAAGUACGGCCGUGGAUGCGGGGACAUUGGCUGCCUGCCCACCGAGGAGUGCGUCAUCACCAGCGACUCGUGCAGCUACAACCAGCGGGACGGCAAGGAUUGCGGCAACUAUCCCACCUGCAAACGGCGCUCCGGCGGAGGAUCAUCCGCCUCGAAUAGCAGCCCCAACUUGGCAGCCCCCUCGGCCAAUCCGUCAGAGGUUAGCCAUAACGCAUACGCCCCGAAUGCGCCGAGUGCCCCGUUGCCGGAAGCGGAUGCGAGCGGUGGUGCUGGCUACGGUGGUGCUGCGGGCGGUGGUGGUGGCGGUGGUGGAAGCGGCGGAUAUGGUGGUGGCUUCUCGGCUGGCGGCCACUCCCUGUACCCCGCCCUACCCAACUCCAACGGCGGCGGUGGUGGUGCGGCGCCCUACAAUCCAUAUGGCGGUGGUGGCGGCAACGGUGGAUACGGCGGCUACAAUCCCUACAACGGCGGCUACCAGCCACCAGCUGCUGGCGGCUAUCAACCUCAAGCUCCUGGCGGAUACCAACCCAGACCUGGCUACACGCCACCCGCCCCGGGCUACGAGAACAACGGUGGUGGUGGUGCCCAGAAACCCAAGGACAAGGAGGGCGGCUUCUUCUCCAACUUCUUCUCGAAUCCGGCGGUGAGUCAAGCGGUGUCUGGUAUCAUUGCAGGCCAGAUAGCCAAGCAACUGCAGGGCGGCGGAGCCGGAGGAGCCGGUGGUGGUCAGCCGGCUAGUGGAUACCAGCCAAGCGGUGGCUAUGGCGGAGGAUCGGCAGCAGGAGGUGGCGGCGGCGGCGGCGGUGGAUCCAGUGGCAGUAACAUCCUUGGAGGGCUCUUGGGAUCCGUUCUAACCGGCGGCGGUGCCAAUGCAGGCGCUGGCGGCGGCGGUGGCGCCAGCAGCUUCCUGGGCAGCCUGCUCAGUGGUGGAAACUCCAACAGAGGUGCUCAGCAAGGAGGCGGAGGUUCUGGCGGACUGGGCGACAUCUUCAGCUCAAAGAACUUCGGCGGCCUCUUCAGCGAGAAUCCCUCGUCCAGGGGCGGCGGCUCCUCCUCCUCCUCCUCCUCCGAUGGAGGAGCCAGGGGCUAUCCCACCCAGGCACCGGGCAACUACUACGGCUAAGCUGCUACGGCUGAAGUAGCCUAGCUUUCCACGUGGAGAUCGAGUUUAGAGUCUUCUUUUAAAAAGGUCUUUUUUCGUCCUUUGGCAAUGUAAUCAAAUGGAGAACUUUCAACGAAAUUAACUGAAACAAUAUUGAAACAUAUAAGCAUAUUAUACGAAACUAUUAAUGACGAUAUACAAAUACAAUACAUAUAUACAAGCAUAUAUACUCGAAAACUGAGCAAAAAAGUCACUUGUAAUUUGAGAUACCGUGCGCGUAGAAUCCCCCAGAUCCCCCAGAAACAACAGAUCCCAAUUCGGAGUUCAUUUGUAAAUAGAAAAGUAACUGAUAUUGAAUUUGAACAAGAUAAUAUACGUAAGAUUUGAAAGCCA
Messenger RNA from Drosophila santomea, 1742 nucleotides. RefSeq names its product glycine-rich protein DOT1 (gene Mnr). The record is from RefSeq and is a predicted model, not a curated record. NCBI's taxonomy places the organism in Eukaryota, Metazoa, Arthropoda, Insecta, Diptera, Drosophilidae. Bases 180 to 1370 code for a protein of 396 amino acids. The transcript is spliced from 4 exons.